GCAGCUGUGAAGGAAGAGCAGAGACCAGUCAGUGUGUGGAGGAAUUCACAUGAUCUUCUGACUGGUUCUGCAGCAUGCAGGAAGUGAGCACGCUGGAGUUUAUUCGACGGUGGAGAUCAGCGUUCACAUUAAGUGUGUGUUUGUUUUGAACAGAUAGGAAGUCCAGCUCGCCCGAUGGAGACUUGUUGCUGCAGAGCUCUGCAGAGCCAGCGAAAAGAAGCCGAGAGCAGUGCAAGAGUGUGAAGAAAUAUCUUUGCCCUUCACCUCCUGUCACCCAUCACUAUACCUAAAUCUCACAAACGCAGUACUGUCAUGGAUGACCCUUUAUUUACACCAACCUCUCUUCAGACUCAAACAGAAGCCAUUACUGCACCUGUGCUUACUGAUUACAAGAUGGAUGAAGGCUAUUUUGACACCAUUCUGGGAGCUGUGAUCACCGCCGUCGUCCUGGUGCUGAUUGGUCUGGCUGUGGUUGUUACUCGCUACAUGUUGAGACACAAGGGAUCGUACGACACCAAUGAGGCCACGGGCACUGAGUUUGCAGACACGGUGGAUGUGAUGCUGCGAGAUGACCCCACCCUAAGGGAAGCGAUGGACACCAGCAAGAAGGAGUACUUCAUCUGAGCGUGUGCAAACCCCUGCUGCUGUGUCAAGAGACACACAGUUUGACCAAUCAGCUGUCUGAAGACUGAGAUCAGUUGAUUAAAUGAGUCAAGGCUGGUGUGCUGCUGCUUGGUUGGAACAAAAAUCUGCAGCCACACGACCCUUUGUGGAACAGUUUGGGCACCCCUGUUCUAUGGGAAGAAAAAAUUUUAAUGUAAUAAUGAUCAAAAAAAAAGUCACUUAUCUUUGGCAUUUUUAUAUAAAAAGCAUCACAUUAAAAGAUGCUGUAACCCAUCCAUGUCCCUGUGAAAUGUUUUCUGUACUUCCAGAUUGAACAAGGUGCCCUCCUCCCACCAAGGGUCUCCAAACUGUUUUCCAUUGAAAUAUCACAAUAUAGUGUCACAUGAUAUGAAAUUGCAUUUAUGGGACAAAAGCUUUUUGAUCAGAGCUGAAGCAAAAUAUUAUCCCUGGACUCUGAAACGAGCCGACUCACAAACAGACAUCUGUGUUAUCAUUCUGUGCUUGACUGUUGAGGAGAGCUGCAUUUACUUUUCUUAGUUUUAUUCAAGUUAAAACUUUGUGAAACAUGUAGUCAGACAGUCAGAUCUUAUGAGUGUUUGCAUGUUUGGUUGAAAACUGAAAAAGUAAGUGAUGAACUGCAUGAAUGUUCAGUAUGUGCACAUAAAGCAGUAUGUUCUGAACAAUAUAAAAAAAAGUUUUUGACA
Messenger RNA from Toxotes jaculatrix (banded archerfish), 1328 nucleotides. It is a transcript of the gene gypc, whose product is annotated as glycophorin C (Gerbich blood group). The transcript is spliced from 5 exons. Gene Ontology annotation, cellular component: cortical cytoskeleton; membrane. Lineage: Eukaryota; Metazoa; Chordata; Actinopteri; Toxotidae. The record is from RefSeq and is a predicted model, not a curated record. The coding region runs from base 313 to 624 and encodes 103 amino acids.